This is a messenger RNA of Fusarium subglutinans, 1335 nucleotides long. Its product is annotated as laccase 2. The coding region runs from base 1 to 1335 and encodes 444 amino acids. The record is from RefSeq and is a predicted model, not a curated record. NCBI's taxonomy places the organism in Eukaryota, Fungi, Ascomycota, Sordariomycetes, Hypocreales, Nectriaceae. Gene Ontology annotation, molecular function: oxidoreductase activity; copper ion binding. The transcript is spliced from 4 exons.
AUGGGUUUCUACAACGCGUGCAAGACGUUCAUAGUCUACACAGUCACCUUCUUCUCACUUCCAUUCCACGAGGAUAUCAGAGGUGGCUCUGAACAACCCGUUCUAUCUUUUGAGAAUGGCCAGAUCUCUCAGAAUUAUCCAAAGUUCCCAGCACCAAAUGGCCCUGAUUCGCCAGAUGAAGACUUCGUUUGCAAGUAUCCUGAGCUUGGAAAUGACUGGAAGUCAUGUUCUACUCGAGAGAACCGUCACUGCUGGCUGAAGAGCUCUGAUGGACACAAUUUCAGUAUUCAUACUGACUAUGAGACUAUGUAUCCACCUGGAGUGCUUCGAGAGUAUUGGCUUGUAGUUGAUAACAAGACUAUCAACGGCGACGGCAUCGACAAUCCGUAUGGAAAGGUUUUCAACCAAACCUACCCCGGCCCGUGGAUCAAAGCUUGUUGGGGUGAUCUUAUCAGAGUCCACGUCACAAAUAAGCUGCGAUAUAACGGCACCACGGUUCAUUGGCAUGGUAUCAGGCAGAACGGAACCAUGGAGAUGGAUGGCGUCAACGGCGUCACUCAAUGCCCCAUUGCCCCCAACGAUACUUUUACAUAUGAGUUUCGCGCCCUUCAGUAUGGCUCCUCCUGGUAUCACAGUCACUACUCUCUACAAUAUGCAGACGGUCUCGCAGGACCUAUAACUAUCUUUGGACCGUCAUCAGCUCACUAUGAUGAAGCGAAGGAUCCUAUUCUUAUCACAGGUUGGAACCAUCGAAGUGCUUUCCAGGAGUGGGAGAGAGAACUAACGGGUGUCCCUACUCGCCCUGAGAUGAAUAGCAUAUUGAUGAACGGAAUUGGAGACAGGAGUAAAGAUCUUGAGCUUGGUAUAGAGAAAGUAAAGGAUAGACCACACACUGGAGACAAAUUCAGCUGGUGGGCUUUCGGCGAGCGACCUCUUUGGCUCGACUUCCCGAAGCCAACUAUCACCCUACUAGAGGAAACGAAAGAAUGGCCCGACGAUUAUGUGAUUGUUCCAGCAGAGAACAGAGAUGGUUGGGUCUAUCUCGUCAUCACGGCUCCAUCGCUUGAUCGAAUUGGCACCAACAAGACUUUCAAGUCUCUUGCGCACCCGGCUGAUAACCCUGGCUCUUGGCUGUUCCACUGCCAUAUUGCCUGGCACGCUUCAAGUGGUUUGGCGCUGCAGAUCAUGGAGCGUGAAGAGGAUCUGAGGAAGAUGAUGACUCCGGAGAAGUUGAAGCAGGUCAAUGAUGGCUGUAAGAAGUGGAAAGAUUGGUAUGACGACCGGAAGAAUCAUUGGAACCCUGUUGAUGUAUUCCAGGACGAUUCUGGCGUUUGA